This is a messenger RNA of Cryptococcus wingfieldii CBS 7118, 885 nucleotides long. RefSeq lists its product as hypothetical. Gene Ontology annotation, cellular component: nucleoplasm; proteasome activator complex; cytoplasm. The record is from RefSeq and is a predicted model, not a curated record. Lineage: Eukaryota; Fungi; Basidiomycota; Tremellomycetes; Tremellales; Cryptococcaceae. Bases 1 to 885 code for a protein of 294 amino acids. Gene Ontology annotation, biological process: regulation of proteasomal protein catabolic process; positive regulation of endopeptidase activity; regulation of G1/S transition of mitotic cell cycle. Gene Ontology annotation, molecular function: endopeptidase activator activity. The transcript has 4 exons.
AUGCCCAAGUUCAGCAACAACCUGCCCAAGAUGGAGGACGUCAUGAAGACGCAGCCCCAGCCCCAAGUCUUGAGAGAUCUUCUCGCUGCCCGCCGAGUUCAAGCCGCUGCCAUCAUCCACAACGACUUUCCCUCCAAGAUCCUCCACAUCCAAAAGCUUCUCGAAGGCGAGAACGACCCAAACUCGCCAUUCUGGAAGGACAUCGUCUUUGAAAAGGCUUACGCGGAGCCCACUAUCGGUCAACCAGAGCUCCCUAAGGGGAUUGGCGGGCUAGACCUCAAUGACAGUAAUGGAAAUGGUGCUGCGAGCGAAAGCGAGGAGGGGACGAUGGGUAAGGACAAGUUUCAGGUCGUGUUGCCCCAAGACAUUGUCACUCGCUCGACCAACCUCACUGAGGAGCAGGAGGGAGGUGUCCGGAUGGGAAUGCACUGGUUUGAGGUAUUCAAGGUCAACGAGACGCAGAAUGAGUGUAUCAAAAUCAUCACCAAGGAGCUCGAAGACCUUCACUUUUUGGCUCAAGAUUUGAAACUCUGGCUUGAUCUAGAAAUCCCUCUUAUCGAAGAUGGAAAUUCUUUCGGUGCCGAGGUCCAGCAGCUCGUCAUCCGCGAGCUCUUGGACACGUACAAAAAGUGCAACAGCAUGCAGAAUGGCGUGCGGGCUCAUUACACCGACAGGGUGAAGUUGGGCAUGGACUGGGCGAAAUACCCAAAUAUGGCCGACUGGAAGGCCGCUAUCGUGGCUAGCGACCGAUUCGACCACUUCCUCCUCCGGUCAUAUCUCCGAAACAUUUUGAUGUCAUACAGCAGUGUCCUCACCAAGAUGGAGCGUAACUGGUCCAAGGUCAUCAACCCGAAGGGCAGCAGCGACGUUGGGGGGAUGUAUUGA